AUGUAUCGCACAAACGGACGGUUAACAGAGGAGUCACCUGGCCGAGCCACCUGUUCCCACAGCCCCACCACUUCCAGCGAAUCGCCAGACAUCCCAUCCCAUUCCUCCCACGUCGGUGCUGCUGAAGCGGCCAAGCGGCAUCUUCCCUUGCCAAACGUGCCUUGCCUUGCCUCACUGCCUGGUGCGUACAACGUGAUCAGUUCGCUAGAAUUCAUCUCAUUCUAUCAUUUGUUAUCAUUCCUUCUGCUCUCGCUUCGACUCAACAAGUCUUCCUUGCUUCCUUCUUCAUACUUCAAGAUGGCGAUCCGAUCUGUUCGACUUCUACUGCUAACCAUCGCGCUAGUCUCGCUAGCGUCAACGGCGGCGGCGGCGUACAACGCGGUGGCGGGCUUGAAAGCGAUUGAAACCGCGCUGAAGAAUAAAAACUACCAGUCCGUCAUCACGCUCAUGAAGACAAGCAAAUUCAACGACACGCUCGUCUCAAUUCUGCCCAAGUACAAGGUGACGCUGCUGGUGGGGCAGACCAAGGCGUUCGGCAAGCUAAGCAACUGGGCGUCGAUAAAAAAGAAUGCGCGCACGGGAUUCCAGAUCGCUGCGUUCAACAUGCUCGGCGACCUCCACACGAAGAAAGCCAUGCAGGGUUACCCUGUGGGCAAAACGUUCGGUACGGGUGACUACAAUUACCUCCAAACGAAGCUCAAAUCCGCUGGCAAAAAAAUCAUGAUCGGAACCUCCACCAGCAAUGGGUCGAUCGUUGAUUGGACACUCUACAUGGAUGCGCAAGUGAUAGUCCACGGUGUAGACACCGUUAUCAUGCCGCCCAAGUUCAAGUAA
Closterium sp. NIES-65 is the source of this 834-nucleotide messenger RNA. Lineage: Eukaryota; Viridiplantae; Streptophyta; Zygnematophyceae; Desmidiales; Closteriaceae. The record is from the annotation of a GenBank genome assembly.